GUACAUCAUUUGGUAUCAAAGCUAGUUGUUACUCAUCUCUCAAGGACCAUACACACUUCCCCAACUCCCUCCCUAAAUUCGGCCUAACCACAUUCAACCCCUACUCCCACUUCUUUCCUUUUCCUCAACCAUGUCAAACCCACCCCGAAGCAUGUCUCAUGAAGAACUCGUAGCCGCAAACACUGCCUUGCAAGCUCAGGUGGAAUACCUAGCCAAAGAAGUGGCUAAGCUCACGAAGCAAAAGAUGUCCAUGUUACAAGAUAGUGAAGAUGAAGAGGAAGCUAGCUCUAGUAACACCAUGAGAGCUAGGGCUCAUGAAAAGUCCCAUUCUGACUUCAAAGUUGAUAUUCCAAUCUUUGAAGGAAAGAAUGACCCGGAUGAAUUUCUUGAGUGGUUAGAGACAGUGGAACGAGUCUUUGAUUUCAAAGAAGUCUCCGACGACAAGAAGGUCAAGAUUGUGGCCUUAAAAUUCCGCAAGUACGCCUCCACUUGGUGGACGAACACCUGCACCAAACGGAUUCGAAGUGAGAAGCCUCUCGUUGACUCAUGGCAAAAGAUGAGGAGUCUCUUGAAGAAGAAGUUCCUACCCACUGAAUAUUCCCGAGAGAACUUUGCUAAGCUUCAAACGCUUAGGCAAGGUACGAAGUCAGUGGAAGACUACACCCGGGAGUUCGAGGAACUCCUACUUAGGUGUGACUUGCAAGAGAACGAAGAGCAAACCUUUGAGCUGUAUAAGGAAGACGAAGACUUCAAAGACACGUUCUCCAAGUGUCUUUUGCGGCCCCAUGGAGAGUUCCUCAUCAAAGAUGCGGCGUCUAGGAGCAGCAUGCGGGUCCUGGCAGCAGCAGUGAAGUUAGACGCCAGCGAAGGCCGGGCGGUGAGUUGGCCUGGUCCAUGGGGAAGGUGCUCCGGCGAACGACCUUUAGUGACCGGCGACGUCAAGGGAUUCUUGGCCAAGGGUGAAGGGAAAGGGGAAGGGAAUGAUGUGAUUUUGGACUUAUGGGUUUGGGAUAUUAUAACAGUUGCAGAAAUGAUUGCACAAGGUGUGUUGGUGAUGCUUCCUGAAAGCCCAAAAAGUCAAAUCGUACAAGAGGUGAAGCAUACCGAGGGUCCUGUCUCGAAACCGCCUUCAUCCGCUGCACCAGAAAUGCUGGAGGAACCUGUCAUCCUAACAUGUGUUGAAGACACUUCUCCAGAGGAACCUGUUCUGGAGAAAUUUGAGCCCAAAACCGACCCCUUUGAUUGUGACACUGAUGAGUCAGACAAAUCUAUAAACGAGGAACUACCUUGUGAUGCUGAUCGAAUCCAUCCUAUCUAUAGAAGUUCUUGAUGCUGAAAUCUCACCGGAGGAUUCAGACGAAGUUUUCUUCGACUCCCUACUUGACGGGUAUGACCAUUCUUACCCGAAGAAAAGUUAUAGUCAAUU
Molecule: messenger RNA, 1426 nt
Organism: Cuscuta campestris
Lineage: Eukaryota; Viridiplantae; Streptophyta; Magnoliopsida; Solanales; Convolvulaceae
Source: the annotation of a GenBank genome assembly